Molecule: messenger RNA, 4335 nt
Organism: Hippocampus comes (tiger tail seahorse)
Lineage: Eukaryota; Metazoa; Chordata; Actinopteri; Syngnathiformes; Syngnathidae
Gene: tom1l2a
Product: target of myb1 like 2 membrane trafficking protein a
Exons: 16
Coding region: 73-1662 (529 amino acids)
Biological process (GO): signal transduction
Cellular component (GO): endosome; membrane
Molecular function (GO): phosphatidylinositol binding; ubiquitin binding; clathrin binding
Source: RefSeq, a predicted model, not a curated record
UCUGGGGGCGGGGCUUAAGAGUAGCGCCUGGGCCUCCGCCUGUCACCGCCGAGCGGAUUGUUUGGUGUCAAAAUGGAGUUCUUACUGGGAAAUCCCUACAGCACUCCCGUGGGACAACGCAUAGAAAGGGCCACUGAUGGAGGCCUCCAGAAUGAAGACUGGGCCCUCAACAUAGAGAUCUGUGACAUCAUAAACGAGACGGAUGAGGGGCCAAAAGACGCCAUGCGAGCGCUGAAGAAACGACUCGGUGGCAACAAGAAUUAUAGAGAAGUCAUGCUGGCGCUAACGGUAGUGGAGACCUGUGUGAAGAACUGCGGCCACAGGUUUCACGUUCAGGUGGCCAACAGAGAUUUCAUUGAUGGCGUUUUGGUGAAAAUCAUCUCCCCCAAAGCCAACCCUCCGACCAUCGUGCAAGACAAAGUGCUGUCGCUCAUACAGGCCUGGGCCGAUGCCUUCCGGAGUAGUCCUGAUCUUACCGGGGUGGUUCACAUCUAUGAAGAACUGAAGAGGAAGGGCAUGGAAUUUCCCAUGGCAGAUUUGGAUGCGCUGUCCCCCAUCCACACACCGCAGCGGGGCACACCGGAGGUGGACCCAGCUAUGAUUAAGUACCUGGCACCCGAAACCUCUGCUCCAUCUCCAAAACCAGCCACCAACUCAUCUGCCACACACGUCGCUCCACGCGGCCCCAUCACAGCAACUCCCGAGCAGGUGGCGAGGUUACGUAGCGAGUUGGACAUAGUGAGAGGCAACAUUAAAGUCUUGUCAGAGAUGCUCACGGAGAUGGUCCCCGGCCAGGAAGACAGAUCCGAUCUCGAACUGCUCCAGGAGCUGCACAGGACAUGCCGAGCAAUGCAGCAGCGAGUGGUGGAACUCAUCUCGCGCGUGUCGAAUGAGGAAGUGACCGAGGAGCUGCUGCACGUCAAUGAUGACCUCAACAACAUAUUCCUCCGAUACGAGAGGUAUGAGCGGUACAGGUCGGGGCGAUGCGCUCACAACAAAACGAUUUUGGGUGAGGCCACAGACGACAACCUGAUCGACUUGGGUUCCGGCUCCCCCGCCGUCUUCUCACCCAGAGUGCCGUCCAGCCCGCCUCCUCACAGCGCCACAGGGGCCGCUGCCUCCCCAGCCCGGAACCCCGCUGCGGCAUCGCUGUCCUCUGCGCUGGCCGGCCUCGAUGUUGGUCCUGCAAGUCAACCAAGCCGCAACAAUCAGGAUGACUUUGACAUGUUCGCUCAGACUCGGAGCAGCUCUUUGGCUGAACAGCGCAAAAAUGUCAAGUACGAAGAUCCCCAGGCUCUGGGUGGCCUGGCUUCGGCUUUGGAUGUUCGACAGCACAACACGGGAGGGCUGAGGGUAGAAGGGGAUGAUAACCCAGCAGAUCAGGAGCUGCCCAUAGACAGCUGGCUUAUUACCCAAGGAAUGAUCCCUGUUUCGCAGUCCUCUGUCAUGGAUGAUAUAGAGGAGUGGCUCUGUGCUGAUGUGAAAGGCGAUCCUCAGGAUGAAGGCGUAACCAGUGAAGAGUUUGAUAAGUUCCUGGAGGAGCGAGCGAAGACAUCAGACACAUCUCCCGCCGGGGUCGACCCCGCUCAUCCUCCGCUCCCGGCUCCCGUCGGCCCUCACAAGAAAGCCGAACGGACCGAAGACGCCCUCUUUGCCUUGUAGACUUGCACUUGAGUAUCUCCGUCGCUCCCUGUGGGCCCGUCUGAAGGUCGGCGCUUUGAAUGGUUCCCCUUGAAAAUGGUCCUCCGGUCCCAUUUCAACCUCUUGCCUCUUGCUACAGUGUUUCUCCCAACAUACACAGACGACGGGCAGAUUGUGUAAUACCAUUCGUGGAAGUAUUUGAUUCGUCAAUGUGGGAUGUAGUGACGCCUUACUUCACAUUUCUAAUGCUCCACCAAAGGAUAACGGCCUAACGAAUAGAGAGGGGUUUAAAAUGACAAGCUUGGUUGAUGCGAGACAAACUUCAGCCAUUGCAAGGACGAACUCGUAUCGUGGGCUAAUUGCUAAUCUAAGCAUUUAUUGUUUUAAUGGUUUGCGCUGUCGUAUGCACAAGUGCUCAUUCCUCCCCAUAACUAUUCCAAGUAACAGUUAAGUGGAGUGUAUAAUCCUGCUAACAAAUCUUCAUUGAGCUGCUACAAAACGCUAGUGUUCACGUCCCAAGUGUUGUAAUGCUUUAAAAGAGUUGGACCAGAGAGUGACAAAAAGACUGAUGUGCAGGAGUUUGCGACUCCGGCAGGCUGUGAUAGAGCAAGGACCACACUGGCUCAUCUUAACAAGCAACCCUCUAACCAAAGGGAAGAAAAACAAUCCGAAUACAGACAAUGGUGCCUGGAGAUACGAGUGACGGUCUUAGCCCCCCCCCCCGUACAAGCGCUGUAUGGGCAGUGAACACAACUCAUCUCGCGUCACACAAAGCAGCAGUUUGGCAGAUAGCGAACAAUUCUUUACACAAAAAAAAAAAAAAAAGGAGGCCUUAAGAUAUUUAACGCCACUCGCAGUUGAAGUGUACUGUCAAACUCAACCUAAAACGAGGAGCGUUACAUUUUUUUUUUUUUUUUUUUUUUUUUAAGACAACCGCACAGCCUUGCCUUCCGCGAACACCAAAUGCAAAACUCCCUCGACGGGCUAACAAACCACAUCAAUAGCCGCCGUGUUCUAACCCUUGAAGCAAUGGAUAGUUGCAUCAACACAUGAAGACACACAAUACAAUACUUGAUGGAACAUUUCUUUAUCACCUGCAAAAAAGAAAAAAGAAGCUCAUAAUAUUGCAGUAGUCUACUGAGUCACUUACUCUAAUUGUGAAAGUCUUCUUUGUUUAUAUACUCCUGACUGACACUCUCCAGCAUACCUGUGACUAGUGAGGAGAAGCGGUUCAAUAAAUGAAUUAAUAAAACACAUUCGUCGGGGGGGGGGGCUGGAACAAGUUAAUUUCCGUUCAUUCCAAGUGGAAAAGCUAAUUUGAGUUACAGGGGCGUUACGAAUAUGGUCAUGGGAUUCAAUUCAACUCGUAUCUCAAGGCACCAGUGUUUUGAAAAUAGACUGUUAUGCAAAUGUAAAAAAGGAAGGGUCCAUAAUAUGCCCAUUGAUUACUUUUUGUUCCGAGAAGCUAUAUUUAAUAUCUGGAAUUAUUCCAAACUGACAGUUUUCUCCCCCUACCCCAUCAGUAAUUAGGCCCCCUUUACUUGUACUCCUUCAAAUAUGGUUAACCUGAAGCUUGUUAACACUUUCACACUUUAAAGUUUAAAAAAAAAAAAAAAGGGAACAAAAUAAUGUCAUGUUAUGAGUGUUUACAACGUGGUUCAUAUUUUUCUAGGAAAAAGGGAAAGACAUUUUGUUUUGAAUUUCUUCAUUUUGCACAUAACUAAAAAACAAAACAAAACAACAGUGUAACUUCUUUGACCACAAUAGAAAUGGCAGGAGACGUGGGUGAGAAAUUAAGUGUUUAAACUGCCUGGACUGCACCAAACUAUUGUAAUCAAUUACCUACAAGACACACACACACACACACACACACACACACACACACACCUUGAUUAAAAAAAUAUCAAUAAAAUAUGUUUUUAUUAAUCGUGCUAUGCAGACAGAAGGGCGAUGUAUGUAUUAUUUCUUCCCCUGGUUGUGUAUAUAUGUUUUAACACUUUUUGAGAAACAAUAUAUUUUUUACCAUUCAUUAUUUUGAUGUCAGCAAAAUUGUUAUUUUUAUUUUCCCAUCACUCAUCUUCUCUUCUGAAACUGAAGUAUGUCUUUGGUAUUUCCAAGAUCCCAAAAUUCCAUCCUAUUUUAAAAUGCAGCACUUUUAACCUCCUGCUUUGUUCCAAUUUUGCUUUGCGUCUAUUUUUUAUAUAUAUAUUUUUUUCAGCUUGAGACCAAAACCCUUAUUAGUCAGAUGCAGUAUUAUUGCCUCUAUAGUCCACUGGAUUUGGUAACAAUCUUUAGAUUAAGUGAAAAAUACAUUUGCCGACCUAAUCUUUUGAACUAUCUAGGAUUAGGGUUAACUAAAUUGGCUGGAAAUGGAAGAGAUUUAUUUAACAGUCAAUGUUUGAGUAAACUGUUACCAUACGGGCUAAACGAAUGUGGCCUGAAGUUGCUUAACGUUGUGUUGGAAUUUUUUAACAUGGUGUUUUCAUGAUGCAUACGUGUCGAAUGAAAUGUGGACUCUUCCAAAUUCAGGUUGCGUUAUUGAUUGGAACGCGACUGUACACGUUUUGCGUUUGUGGAUGUUCCGUGUCUGUUGGGGGCCAUGCCAUCUGCUGCCAUCGCUGACUGUCGGGUCUCUGUGUGUCUUGAUGCACGUAUGUAACUGCCCAAUAAAACACAUGUGAGACUGCUACCUCA